Myiozetetes cayanensis is the source of this 2369-nucleotide messenger RNA. RefSeq names its product TNF receptor superfamily member 21 (gene TNFRSF21). Gene Ontology annotation, biological process: humoral immune response; signal transduction; negative regulation of T cell proliferation. The record is from RefSeq and is a predicted model, not a curated record. Gene Ontology annotation, molecular function: protein binding. NCBI's taxonomy places the organism in Eukaryota, Metazoa, Chordata, Aves, Passeriformes, Tyrannidae.
GCCAUGGGCGCCCGGCCGCCGCCGGCCCCGCGCCCCGCCGCCUGAGGCAGCGCGGCUGCACGGGCAGCGCCUCGCCCGCAGCCCUCCCCCCCCGGCCCCGCCACCAUGGGGGCCGCCGAGGCGACCCGGAGCGCCGCCGGGUUCGCCCGUGUCCUCACGCUGCUCAUGCUCCUUGGCACCGCUGAUGGUCAGUCGAAGCUGACCUCCGAGCAGAAUGCCAUCAGCCUCUUCCCUGGCAAGUACCGCCACCUCGACCGUGCCACCAACGAAGAGCUGACCUGUGACAAAUGUCCCGCAGGAACCUACGUGUCUAAGCACUGCACGAAGAGUACCUUAAGAGAGUGCAGCCCUUGUCCAGAUGGGACCUUCACCAAGCAUGAGAACGGCAUAGAGCGGUGCCACGCUUGUAGGAAACCCUGUGAACUGCCAAUGAUUGAGAAAACUCAUUGUACUGCCUUGACUGACCGCGAGUGCACUUGCCUGUCUGGUACGUUUCAGACGAACGAUACCUGCGUCCCUUACACGGUGUGCCCGGUCGGCUGGGGCGUCCGCAAGAAAGGAACCGACACGGAAGACGUGAGGUGCAAGCCGUGCCCUCGUGGUACCUUUUCUGAUGUGCCUUCUAGUGUGAUGAAGUGCAAACCAUACACUGACUGCUUUGGGAAAAACAUGGUGGUCAUCAAGCCGGGGACGAAGGAGAGCGACAACGUCUGUGGUUCUCCGGCGUCUCUUCCGAACAUGUCUUUGACUUCGUCGAGCACCGAAGCGGGUGAGCAGCCCUAUGAAGUUCCACCAACCGCUGAUCUUCCCAAAGGUCUGAACUCUUCAGUUCCCGAUUUUGUCCCCUCUCCAGCGCUGCGCGCGUCCAGCAGCAUGGUGGAGCCGGCACGCUACGACAACGAGACCUCGGCCAACGGGACCGACGGCGCCGGCAGGGCCCUCGUGGGCUCUGGCACCACCAGCCAGGCACAGAGCUACCGGCACAAGCAGACCAGCCAAGCGCUGGAGAAGCAGCCGUCGCUGGAGAUGAUGGGGGGGGAGAAGUCCAGCAUCCCGUACAGGCCCCCCAGGCGAGGUUCGCAGAACGUCCACCAGCACUUCGACAUCAACGAACACUUGCCGUGGAUGAUCGUCCUCUUCCUGCUGCUGGUCCUGGUGGUGAUCGUCGUCUGCAGCGUCAGGAAGAGCUCACGGACUCUGAAGAAAGGGCCCAGGCAAGAUCCCAGUGCCAUUGUGGAAAAAGCUAUUAUGAAAAAGUCCACCACCCCCACGCAGAACAGGGAGAAGUGGAUCUAUUACUGCAACGGGCACGGCAUCGACAUCCUGAAGCUGGUGGCCGCCCAGGUGGGGAGCCAGUGGAAGGACAUCUACCAGUUCCUGUGCAACGCCAGCGAGCGGGAGGUGGCGGCGUUCUCCAAUGGCUACUCGGCCGACCACGAGCGUGCCUACGCCGCCCUGCAGCACUGGACCAUCCGUGGGCCCGAGGCCAGCCUGGCCCAGCUCAUCAGCGCGCUCCGCCAGCACCGCCGCAACGACGUCGUGGAGAAGAUCCGCGGCCUGAUGGAGGACACCACGCCGGUGCAGAUGCAGCCUCAGUGGCAAGCGCAGGACCCCGGCAACGAGGACGUAAAGCUGGAAGGUGACAAGCUGGAGCUGCCGGUGAGCCCCAGCCCGGUGAGCCCCGCGCCCACCCCCAGCCCCAAGCCCCCGGAGGCUGCCGUGCUCACCGUGGAGCCCUCUCCUUCUGAGAAGAAAUGCUUCUUCGUGGAUGAAGCAGAGCCCCUCCUGCGGUGCGACUCCACCUCCAGCGGCUCCUCCGCGCUCAGCCGGACAGGCUCUUUUAUUACCAAAGAAAAGAAGGACACUGUCCUGCGCCAGGUGCGCUUGGACCCUUGCGACCUGCAGCCCAUCUUUGACGACAUGCUGCACAUCCUCAAUCCCGAGGAGCUCCACGUGAUAGAGGAGAUCCCGCAGGCCGAAGACAAGCUGGACAGGCUAUUUGAGAUCGCCGGAGUCAAAAGCCAGGAAGCCAGCCAGACCCUCCUGGACUCUGUCUAUAGCCACCUUCCCGAUUUACUGUAGGCACUGGGUCACCACACACUCUCCGAAUAUCUGCUAGAGCUAGCUUGGCACUCGUUAAGAUGAACGACAAUACGCAGGCAGGUUUUGUUGUAGAAUAUAUGGCCAGUAUUUUCGUUGAGGUGUCCUUGGUUUUUGGAGGGGGGGCAGUUUGCCAGCAUUGCACCCCUCCACCGUAACUAUCGCUCUCAGUCCAAGUCUCUGCCCCCUUCCCAAACCUCUCUCCUCCUUAUUCUCAUUCCAAUCAGAUCAGCUGAUGCACUUUAAAGAAAAAAAAAAAAAAAAAGAAA